This is a messenger RNA of Hyposmocoma kahamanoa, 6032 nucleotides long. RefSeq names its product protein MON2 homolog (gene mon2). The transcript has 40 exons. The record is from RefSeq and is a predicted model, not a curated record. Lineage: Eukaryota; Metazoa; Arthropoda; Insecta; Lepidoptera; Cosmopterigidae. The coding region runs from base 1 to 4890 and encodes 1629 amino acids.
AUGGCGUUCGUGAGUGCUGUGACAGGCGACGACUCCACUAGGAAGUUUAUGGAAGUCCUUCAAAAUGACUUCAAGACUCUUAGCUUGGAGACGAAGAAGAAAUAUCCCCAAAUAAGAGAGGCAUGUGACGAGGCCAUAGAGAAGCUGUCGCUGGCAUCUAACAACCCUCAGGCUUCUCUAUAUGGAGUAGUCAACCAGAUCCUCUACCCGCUUGUGCAAGGAUGCGAAUCCAAAGAUUUGAAGAUUAUCAAGUUCUGUCUAGGCACGAUCCAGCGCUUGAUUGCCCAACAAGGCAUAGAUGCGAAAGGCGCACGCCACGUCGUAGACUGCCUCUUUAAUCUCGGCCAGGCUGGAGUGCUGGAGCUGAAAUUGCUGCAGACUGCUGCACUGCUCAUGACCACGUCUGAUCUAGUGCAUGGAGACACUUUGGCUAGGACAAUGGUAAUGUGCAUGCGAAUGGUGUCGACCACCGAGACGCGCGACGUUAGCACGAGUCACGCGGCCUCUGCAACUGUACGGCAGCUCGUUGCUCUGGUCUUUGAAAGGGCGCUUGCAGAGGCAGAAGGUACACUAAAAGUGAAUCCAGCAGAUAUUAGACCUCAAAACAACAGCAAAGCGCCAAAAGAUUUGAAACCUUGCGCCGUGGACGCAUACCUCAUUUUGCAAGACAUAAUUCAAUUAAUAAACGGCGAUUCCGCCCACUGGCUGGUGGGCAUAUCUGACGUGCCAAAAACCUUCGGCCUGGAGCUGCUGGACACCGUUUUGACGGACUUCUCGCCUAUUUUCUUUAAGAUAUCGGAGUUCAGAUUUUUAUUGAAGGAACACGUAUGCGCAUUGAUCAUAAGGCUAUUUUCACCCAAUGUCAAAUACAGGGCCGCAUUUACGGCGCUGCACAUUCCGGGCGCGAGCACGGGCGCGGCGCCCACUAGUCCCGCGGGCGAACGGCCGCACUUCCCCGUCACCAUGCGACUGCUGCGAUUGGUCUCCAUCAUCAUCCACAAGUACCACGAUCUCUUGGUAACGGAGUGCGAAAUAUUUCUAUCUCUAACAAUAAAGUUCUUGGACCCAGACAAACCGCUCUGGCAGAGGGCGUUGGCGUUAGAAGUGUUACACAAGAUGAGUAUACAGCCAGAUCUUCUGAAAGCAUUCUGCUCGUGUUACGAUAUGAAGCCGCACGCGACAAACAUCUUCCAGGACAUCGUGAACGCGUUAGGCGCGUACGUGCAAAGCUUGUUCGUCGCCACUCAAGUUAAUACGCCUCUCGGUGUAUCCGGCAUACCGCAGCAGUCAGGUUUUUACUGGAAAGGCGUGUGGUUACCUCUGUGUGUCACGUUCGAUCCUGGAACGGCAAAAUCUGUUUAUAUAGAAAUGCUAGACCGCACGGAAGCACCGACUAUACAAGACGGCUACGGUAUCUCAGUGGCGUACGCUUGUCUCAUGGAGGUGAUAAGGUCAAUCGCUAUCACUGUCGAGGGGAACGAGUAUUUUAGAUUACAAGAACUGUACGAAGAUGGGAACUGCGAUAGAGACGAAAAGGAAGCCAAUAAAAAUAUAAACAAUCAAAAAGAAUCAGACCAAAAGACAGACAAUAAAGAAAUAACGAACAACGGCCACAAUGGAGAAGCAGAUCAGAAUUCAAACGUUGUUGACAAAAUUGACGCUGACGCUGAGGACAAAGAAAGGCAGCUACAAUUACAGUUGCUGAAGUCGUCGUGGUGCGGCUUGGUGUGGGGUUUGUCGGUGCUGGCAGAAGCGAGUAUCGGAGAACUAGAGAAUAUCUUACGUGCCAUACAGACGCUUGCUAGGGUUAGCGGGAAGGUGGGGCACGCGGUGGGCCGCGACGCGUGCAUCAGCGCGCUGUGCCGCGCGGCGCUGCCGGCGCAGUACUGCGUGCCGGCGCUGGGCGCGCUGCCGUGCCCCUGGCGCCGCGAGGUGCCGGCGCCCGAGCCCGACUGCCGCCACCAGGUCGUGUGGGUGGGCACGCCGCUGCCCACGGCGCAGCCGCCUGUCGGUCAACAACAAUCCUUCGUUAUGGUGACAUCGAGACACGUCACAGCAAUGAAGGCUUUGCUGUGUGCGGCCCAAAGAGACGGCGACACAAUACAGCAGGCUUGGUUGCCUGUACUCACCACUUUGCAGCAUUUGGUAUGGAUUCUGGGGCUAAAGCCAUCGACAGGCGGUAGCAUGAAGGCGAGUCGAGCUAGCGCCGACGCGAACGCCGUUAUGAGCACAUCGGCCGUCAUGGCCGAUUUACCAGGGCAGCAAGUUCCCGUUGCCGAGUCACUCGGAGUCAUGAGUGCUCUCUCAGCGAUGCUGUCUCGAGUCUUCGAGUCGUCCAAGAACUUGGACGACGUAGCAUUGCACCAUUUGAUUGAUGCUCUCUGUAAGCUGUCCAAUGAAGCAAUGGAACUAGCAUAUUCUAACCGGGAGCCAUCACUGUUCGCUGUAGCCAAAUUAUUAGAGACUGGUUUGGCGAAUAUGCACAGGAUAGAAGUUACAUGGAGGCCUAUUACUAACCAUUUAUUGGAGGUGUGUCAACAUCCUCAUAUAAGAAUGAGAGAAUGGGGCGUCGAAGCCAUAACUUAUUUAGUGCAAGCCGCUUUCCAGUAUCAUCACAACAACCCUGUUCAUGUAACUGAGGCUCGAGAACGCCUUCUUCUGGAACCCCUGGCGGAACUAUGUUCAGUACGGCAUUGUGACGUCAGAGCGCGGCAGCUGGAAUGCGCCGCACGGCUAUUACAUUCACGAGGAGACCAGCUUGGUGCGGCUUGGCCUCUGAUGAUGGAGAUAAUCUCUGCUAUAUCUGCACAUCACAGUGAACAACUUAUCCGGUCAGCCUUCCAAUGCGCGCAAGUGGUAGCCGGCGACCUUCUCGGCUGCGCCGGCCCGAGGUGUCUCCGACGCGUUUUGACUACAGCUGCUGCGUUUGCGCAACAGACCAAGGAACUCAACAUCAGCCUUACGGCUGUGGGACUUAUGUGGAACAUCUCUGACUACCUCUACCACAACCGCGACAAGCUAGUGGCAGCCCUGGCUAAUGACACGGCGGUGUGCCCAGAAGUGCCCAACCAUGCUGAGUUGCCUCCACUCGACAAGCUCUGGAUGUGUCUUUACAUUAGACUCAGUGAACUAUGUACGGAACCGAGAGCACCAGUCCGCCGUGCGGCCAGCCAGACGUUGUUUAGCUGCAUCGGCGCCCACGGCACUCUACUUAGCAAGCCCGCCUGGAGAACUUUGUUGGCUGUGCUCUUCCCUAUGCUGGAUCAGGUUCAAAAACAAUCGAACAUAGCGAGUUCAGAGAAGGUGGACACGGGAGAACACAUAUUAAUACAUCACACGAGAAAUACGGCACAGAAACAAUGGGCCGAAACGCAGGUGUUAACCCUCUCAGGGGUAUCGCGAGUAUUCCACUCCAGGUUUCAGCUGUUGACUACAGUAGGAGACUUCAGCAGGUCCUGGGCGGCGCUUCUAGAUUAUAUCACUGACUUCGCAUUGAGAAGGAGCCACGAGGUGUCAGUAGCAGCUUUAAAAUCAUUCCAAGAGGUAGUAUCGGCAGCAGGGAGGGCGGCAGAGGCCACAGAAGGCGGGGUACUGCAGAGACGAGUAUGGGCGUCAGCUUGGACCGCCUGGACUAACAUCGCUUCUGCUUUAUCAGAACCACAACCCUUGCCCGAAGACGGCAAGGCGGUGGAAAUGUACGCACCCUCGCUCAACUUCCUCACAACUUUAGUCCAAAUAUUCCCUCUCAUCUUCCAACACAUACGACCUACAUUCACCCCUGCAGACGUUCAGAAGUUAGGCGAAUGUUUGUCGAACAUUUGCUCAGUGGAACCUUCGGCGUCGGCGCUGGACGGCCUCGGCACUACUUGCGCGCCUGUUAGUUUGCACGCCCUUCAUUGUCUCGACACUGUGCAUAAGGAGGCGCUAGUGCGGCACGAGCUGCUGUCGGCGAUGUUCGGCGCGCUGACGGGGCUGGCGCGCGCCUGCGCCGACCAGCCGGGCGCCACGGCGCGCUGCCUGGCGGCCGCCGCGGCGCUGUACCGGGCGGCGCCGGCGCUCUGCGUCGACGUGCUGCCGCAGCUGCUGCAGGCUCUCCAUUCGGCCGUUAAGAAAUGCACGGUCGACAAGCGGCGAAGAAGCAACGACCAACCGGACGAACCCACGCAGAUAGCUUCACUUUUAUUGCAAAUAUUAGGAACAGGUUUACCUCUGGCGCGAGAGCGGCCUGAUGUAUACAAGGACUUCUGGGAAACAUUACCCUCUGUACUGGAAACUUUCAUGUUUGAUCCACCUGUGGGCGGCACGUCUCACGCCCGCGAGCUGGUGGUCCUCAUCCGGGACGAAGUCCUUCGGGGCUCGCCUCGGGUACCCUCGAUUCACGUGCAAAAAGUUCUCGCCUUGGUGCGCGCUGGGUCGCUACAUGUGCACCAGCAACAGAACAACGCUACACAAAACGAGCAAGAAUUACGAGAGAGAGAGGAGUUCGCUCGAACUUGUUUUGAAACAUUACUACAGUUCUCUAUGUUAGAAGACAUGGACUCUUUUGCCGGCGUUAACAAUGAAAGUGACCCGUUAGCAAUAGUAGCGCUUCUAGACAGAUUCCAAGAAGUUAUAUCUAGGUAUACGAGAGACGAUGACAACGCUGAACCUUUGCCCAGACAUCAGUUAUCAGAGCUGUCGUUUGUGCUAAAAGCAAUAGCGACUUUAACGGAGUCCAUGAAGAAAGCGGCUCCCGGCAAAGUGGACGCAACCGCGUGGCAUAAGUUAAUAGGCGUGUACCCGUCGCUGGUGGCGCUGGCGUCGUGCGCGCACACGUGCUGCGCGGGCGCAGCGCUGCGCGAGGCGCUGCUGCAGUUCGGCGCGCUGCUGCGCGCGCCCGCGCCGCCCUAGCGCCGCACCCGGCGGCUCUACACCCUGCACCUCUAGUGCGUCGCUCGUGCCGCAUAGCCUUAUUCUAGUGUCGAUUCACGGUAGCUGUAAUAAAACCAUCACCAUGAUUGAAACAAUCAUACGGCUAAGUUAAAAGAACUAGAAACUGUUCCCAGUUAUUUUUGUAACAAAUCAUUUGUUAUUAAUUUUAAACUGUUAUUGUAUAGGCAAUAAAUUGUGUAAUUAUUUUGAGUCUUAUUUAUUUUGUAGGAUUUGUAUCUUUAGUGGUAUGUGAAAUUUUAUAAUAGAAGGUGAAAUUUAAUUCGUUCGAUGAAUUUUAAGUGGUAAUUUAUGAUAUAUGUCUGAUAGCGUGUGUGUAAUGUCCUAGUCGGUUUCGGCUACAGCGACUGCUAUUAUUUAGAAUUAGAGCUGAGGUUGUUUGCUCUUUCAUGUUCCCUUAGAUGGCUACAGUAGCCAAUCUUGUUGGUAAAUAUUCGCAAACAGUGGCAACACGUAAGGGCACCGUCAACAUAGUAAUAAAAGAUGGCUGUAGGUGUCUUAGCCUUCAGAGCAUCACGUUUCGCGUCCGGGUCUGACAGUCUCUGCUCCUCAAAUUUCGUCACUUGAGAUUUCACAAAGUGUCUCCACCCACCACGGCAACUCGACUGCAUGUCCUACCUCGAGGGAUCAAUGUUGCAACUUUUCAUGUGUCUUUAUCAGAACAUAUUUGUAUCUCAAGAACUGGCCGCCUUGCUUCCGCUUGCCAUUCUGGAGUUCAGAAAAGAAGAUAACGUAUAUGUAGAUUAGAACGACUUUCUACAAUGUCACCUCGCACAGUUUGUAUUUAUAAAUAUCACUUGAUUUGAACAAACAUUUACUUUUUUUGUGACACUAAAAAUCGAGUCGAGCAAGUCUUUACUAUUGGCCCACCUGUAACAGUUGCAUUGCCACUCAUUGCUUUAAAUCAUCUCCUUAAGAUGACAAGUCCCAUGUGCUUGUAAUUUCACCAUUACCCUUCCUUACUCAUCCUUGAAAACCAAAAAGCAUUAAGAUUCACAUUACUGCUUGGUGGCAGAAAUAAUAUUAUUAUUCGUCACAGGAGAAUAUGCGUUCUUAUUAAAUAAUUGAAGUAUAAUUUGCUUACCUCUGAAAUGAAGACAUAU